CUGCAAAAGCUUUCAUCGGGAUUCAGUAAAGCUGCAGCAUUCAACAUGAGCUCAGAAGCAAAACCUCCCAUCCUCGCUGCUCCGCUUGAGAUUCGAUUUGAAAUAUACCGCCAUGUGUGGAUGAUUCCAGACAGCGAUCUCCCCAGACUCCUUGAGGCUUGCAGACAACAGAGUGGCCGGGUCCAUCUAUAUCCAGAGAUCUACUACUUUAGGCACCAAGUCGAACUACUUAAUGCGCUGGUGUCAAUCUGUCGGCAGAUCCGCGACGAGGUCCUCUCGGAAUACUUUCAUCAAACUCAAGUUGGCGUUUCCAACUGGCGGGACCAUAACCCCAUGCUUAAAGAGGUACUACUUCUACCUCUAGAUAUGCAACACAUCCAGUCCUCUCUUCUAUUCGUGUCCUAUACUCAGCACGUCAGUCUUUUUUGGACUGCAGGUGAAUCUGAUCUCAUGACCAGAGCCCUGGACUGGCUAUUGCAGCUGAAGCAACUCAAGACUCUCGAGCUGAUUAUCAAUUGGCCUUCGCGCCAUGUGGAGUCAGCUCUCAACGAGAUUCUUGACUCCAGUCUCUUUGAGAGACUCACAACCUUGCGCAACCUGGAGAAAAUUGUUGUCAAGCUCUAUGGUGAUUCUUUGGAGGAAACGCCCGAGAUCCGGAGGAUUGAAGACAUCCUCUCGAAGUCGGUCCGGGAGGACCUCAGACAGGUAUAUUGUACUCCCAUGAAGAGGGUUCCUCGAUUUUUCUCCCACUCUCUCAAAGACACAUGA
Molecule: messenger RNA, 768 nt
Organism: Neurospora tetrasperma FGSC 2508
Lineage: Eukaryota; Fungi; Ascomycota; Sordariomycetes; Sordariales; Sordariaceae
Exons: 2
Coding region: 46-768 (240 amino acids)
Source: RefSeq, a predicted model, not a curated record